AUGCCUAGAAGUCGAGCCGCCGCACAAAAAGAACCCCAAGAAACCCAAGAAACCCAAGAAUGUCAAGAAUUACCAGAAUCGGCACAAGAACGACAAGCGGCGCUGCGAGUAAUACAUGAAACAUAUAAUCUAGUAGCACAUUCAUUACUACAACAACAUCUUCAUCAUAAAGAACAAUCGCAGCAGCAUCAAGAAUAUCAAGAAUAUAUUCGACAAUAUAACCAACAACAAUAUCAACAGCACCAACAACUACAUCAAAAAUAUAAACGAUUAGAGUUGUUCUUUAUUCUAUCGCUAUUUCUUAAUCUGGUUAUUAUUUUAUAUAUUUUAUAUAAUCUCGAACAAUUUAACAUGCCAUUCAUUUAA
Ambispora gerdemannii is the source of this 366-nucleotide messenger RNA. The record is from the annotation of a GenBank genome assembly. NCBI's taxonomy places the organism in Eukaryota, Fungi, Glomeromycota, Glomeromycetes, Archaeosporales, Ambisporaceae.